GCCUAAAUACAGAAGCCGAAGAAGAGAAGCGGCUGUUGUCAACAGUGUGGCCGUAUGGCUGCGUUAUCCUUACGGUAGCCUGUGUGUAUGUGAGGUGAUACUACAAACAUAUUAGUGUCCAUUACUGAGAGGCUCGGAUCAGACGGUGCGUUUAGUCCCCGAGCAGCGACAGCCAUGGCUCAUCUCACCCAGAACCCCGCGGAUAAAGAGCGGUUCGUCUGCCUCUAUCCCAUCUACAUCAACAGUAAGAAGACGCUGGCUGAAGGACGAAGGAUCUCCGCGGAGAAGGCGGUGGAGAAUCCGUCCUGCACUGAGAUCAGAGACGUGCUGGCGGCUGCAGGGAUGAACGUCUACAUGGAGAACAAAAUCCACCCCCGGGAGUGGAACAGGGACGGCCAGUUCAAAGGUCGGGUCAGAGUUCAGAUUAAGCAGGCGGACGGCAGCCCAUGUCAGGAGAAGUUCAGCUCACGUAAAGACGUGAUGAUCUACGUCGCAGAGAUGAUCCCCAAACUCAAGACUCGGACCCAGAAGAGCGGAGGAGGCGACACCAGCUCUCAGCAGGGAGAGGGAGGGAAGAAGAGCAAGAAGAAGAAGAAAUAGACACAAAAUGAUUUUGGUUUGUCUUUAAAUGUUUUUUUGUUGGUUAUUGAUUUGAUUGGAUGAGAAUCAGACGGAGGCGGGUUUUUGUUUUUCUUAUUCUGCUUCCAAAAUGAAAACCUGAAUGUUUUUCAUGUUCUCAUGUUUCAUUUAUGUUUGAACUGAGGGCUCCGUUCACCUCGUCCAACAGCUUCACACAAUAAACGUUUCAUUUUCUCUCCUU
Maylandia zebra (zebra mbuna) is the source of this 820-nucleotide messenger RNA. RefSeq names its product signal recognition particle 19 (gene srp19). Gene Ontology annotation, biological process: SRP-dependent cotranslational protein targeting to membrane; SRP-dependent cotranslational protein targeting to membrane, signal sequence recognition. NCBI's taxonomy places the organism in Eukaryota, Metazoa, Chordata, Actinopteri, Cichliformes, Cichlidae. The record is from RefSeq and is a predicted model, not a curated record. Gene Ontology annotation, molecular function: 7S RNA binding. Gene Ontology annotation, cellular component: signal recognition particle, endoplasmic reticulum targeting.